GCGCACUGGGGUCCCAGCGCCUGUGGCGACUGCCCGCUCGGCUUCUCUGAAGAUGGCGGAGCGCGCCGGUGGUGGCACAUCCCUGAGGGGGCUGCGAGAACGGAUGGUUGCUGCUGCUAAUGCCAUUGCUGAAGAAAGACGGAGUCAGGGUAGCUUUAGCGCUCUUCCAUCACAGCCCUCAAAUAUAAAAUCAGCGUUUAAACCAGUAAUAGAUGGAUCUGUGCUAAAAAAUGAUGUAAAGCAAAGAUUAGCAAAGGAGCGCAGAGAGGAGAAAAAAAGACAAGAUGAUGCUAAUAAAGAGACACAACUACUUGAAAAAGAAAGAAAGUCUAAGAUCCUAUACGAAAAACAGAUGGAAGAAAAGCAGCGAAAGCUGAGGGAACAGAAAGAAAAGGAUGAACAACGGAGAAUAUCUGCAGAGAAAAAGAGGAACGAAAAGUUACAGGAAGAAAGGGAGAGAUUCAAAGCUGUCCUUCAUCGUACACUGGAACGGAGCAGCCGUAUUGAUCAUCAAAAAAGAUGGUCAUGGGAAGGCUCUAUAACAGUAAACUCUCAGAAUAAAACUGCCAACAGACAUUCUGUAUCUACUGAAAAGCUUGAACAGGGGACUUCUGGAUUACAUAAACAGAUGCCAUCUGCAAGUCCUCAAUAUUCUCUUGCCAAGAAAACAGCAGAAAAGAGGAGAAGCUCAUCACUGAAUAGAAGAUGUAGCAAACUGCAUUCAUCUACUGAACAAGUGGAAGAAAAAACACCUGGCAUCCACAAUAUAUUCCAAUGUGUAAACAUGCCCCUGCUUAAGCAUAGCAGUGGUGAAUUGAAGAGUACCAUGGUGCCUCACAAGUCAGCGCUGGUAAUACCUCCCCAGGAGAAAGUAGACACACCCUCCAAGACAAGCGUGGAAGCGGCCCCCAAGGCGAGUGUGGAAGUGCCCCCAAGGGUGAGCGUGGAAGCACCCCCCGAGGCAAGCAUGGAAGCACCCCGUGAGGCGAGCGUGGAAGCACCCCGUGAGGCGAGUGUGGAAGCACCCCCCGAGGCGAGCUUGGAAGCACCCCCCGAGGCGAGCUUGGAAGCACCCCCCGAGGCGAGCUUGGAAGCACCCCCCGAGGCGAGCGUGGAAGCACCCCGCGAGGCGAGCGUGGAAGCACCCCCCGAGGCGAGCUUGGAAGCACCCCCCGAGGCGAGCGUGGAUGUACCCCCCGAGGCGAGCCUGGAAGCACCCCCUGAGGCAAGCUUGGAAGCACCCCCUGAGGCAAGCUUGGAUGUACUCCCUGAGGCGAGCGUGGAAGCACCCCCCGAGGCGAGCGUGGAAGCACCCCCCGAGGCGAGCGUGGAAGCACCCCCCGAGGCGAGCGUGGAAGCACCCCCCGAGGUGAGCGUGGAAGCACCCCCGGAGGUGAGCAUGGAAGCACCCCCCGAGGCGUGUGCAGGAACACCCCCCGAGAGCGUGGAAACAUCACCUGAGGCAAGUGAGGAUCUGUCCCUUGAGGCAAGUGUGGAUCCGUCACCAGAGGUGAGCAUGGACUCAUCCCCAGAGAUGAACGUGGACUCGUCCCCAGAGGUGAGCACGGGAGCGUCAUCUGAGGCGCGCGUGGAAGCAUCUCCCGAGGCGCGCGUGGAAGCAUCCCCAGAGGAGAGCACAGAAGUGCCCUCUGAGGCAAGUAUGGAGGCGCCCCCUGAGGCCUCCCCUGAGGUGACCAUGGGAAUGACUUCCAAGCUGAAAAUGAAAGACUCUCCACAGAAAUCAGAAACGGACAAACAGGCCUCAAACCCGAUUACGAAGAAGCGCCUACCACCAUCACAGAUACCGUGUUAUAAAUGGUCAUCUUCUCCUACAAGCAGGUGGCGUCCUCCAUCUCCCAUCAGUGCUAGCAGGCAAAUCCAAAAGAAUCGGCCCCCGUCACCUUCACCCGUCACGUCAAAACAGUCGACACAGUUUUCUUUUUCCUGUAGAGUAAUUCCUAUGCAGCGUACCGUAUUUGCACAAAAUGCAUUAGGUACUAUUGGAAUGAAAAGUGAAGCCAUCUCUAACACCAUUAACAGCUCUGAGGCUGCAAGCCAAAAGGAUAUGAUCUGUGAAGAGUCUGGUAAUAAAAGCACACCAGGGCCUAUGAAUGCUGAGGAGGCAACAAAAAUUUUGGCAGAGAAACGACGCCUUGCUCGUGAACAAAAAGAAAAAGAGGAAGAAAGACUACAAAAAGAGAUGGAACAAAGGAAAAUGAAAGACAUAGCAAAGAAAGCCAAUGAAGGCCAACAAGAGGAGUUCCCAAAAUUUGGAGAUGGGCAACCACCAGAGGAGAUAAAGAAGAAAGGAAGUCAAGAACAAGAAGACCAAAAAGUAGAACACCAGAAAAGUGAUGCCAAAAUAAAAGCUCAGGAGGAGGCUGACAAACGCAAGAGGGAGCACGAGAGACUUAUGUUACAGAAUUUGCAGGAGAGAUUAGAAAGAAAAAAGAGAAUUGAGGAAAUUAUGAAGCGGACAAGAAGGCCAGAUUCGAAUACCUCAAAGGCUACAGAGACAUUCAGCAAUGAUGCAUAUGAGGAGGACGAGGCAGACGAUGAGGACGAGCCAGAAAGUGGCAGUGAUUCCUUUGAUGACAUGCAUCCAUCAGCUUUUAUAAAUGGCACGGAGUCAUCCACAAAACCCAAAACACAUUUAAAAAAUGUGAAGAACACUCGCAAGCUGGUGUUUUUAGAUGCGACUUCUAGCUACAUCCGUAAAGAGACAAAAACACUUUUAAAUUGUGACAUGAAAACCUUCAGACAAAAAAGAGUGAAAGACCCUUUGAAUCAGACAAAGAGUGCCAGAUCCUCCACCAAAAGAACAGCCAACCGAGCAGCCAAAACCGGAAAGGCAGAAACCAGCAACACCGUGGGACCUUCCAAGAGCUUACAUUCAGAGGCACAGGAUUGGGUCUGUGACACGAUUCCUGACAUCACAAGCGAGACAGAACCACCUAAGUCCAGUAUCCCUCCUGAUAGCCGAAAACACCACCUGAAAGGUCCCAUGACAUCCUGCCUAAGUCACCAGCCGCCUAUAGACAACAAGAAAACAAGCAGAUCUGUUUCUGCUCCAUCAGAUAUGUAAACCUCAUCCAGCCUGGAAGAGAAUCCAUUCUCCACUCUGCUUGUGCUCUCCAGGCCUGCCCUUCAGUAUACACUCAGGCUUGAGAUGUGGAAUCAAAAUUUGCUUGCCCUUCUCUAGCGGCCGGCUGCGAGUGAGUACAGGAGCAGUGUUAUUCUUCGGUCCCCUUGAUGGGCACAGAGACAUACACAAUGUACACGCACACACGUGUACACAGGAUAUAUGUUUCCUGAAAUCCAUUGAAUCCUGUUUAAACUUGACUAAAACUCGAAUUCAAAUUAGUGGUCCCGAUGCUAAUGAGUUUUCUGGUGCAUCACAAAUAGUUUGAAGCAGGCCUGUGUUCCUUUGUAGCCACCAGUCUUCGAUUAGUAAAAGGAAGUAGUUAUUCUCUCUGAUUCCCUAGUUCUUUGCUAUUCAGAGUACUGUAUCUUUGUUACAGAACAGAGGUUGGUGCCUUAGAUUUAAAAACUUUCUAUAUAUUAGCUCUUUUAUUAAAAAAAGG
Molecule: messenger RNA, 3584 nt
Organism: Kogia breviceps (pygmy sperm whale)
Lineage: Eukaryota; Metazoa; Chordata; Mammalia; Artiodactyla; Physeteridae
Source: RefSeq, a predicted model, not a curated record